Stomoxys calcitrans (stable fly) is the source of this 936-nucleotide messenger RNA. RefSeq names its product trypsin alpha. The coding region runs from base 1 to 936 and encodes 311 amino acids. The transcript is spliced from 2 exons. The record is from RefSeq and is a predicted model, not a curated record. NCBI's taxonomy places the organism in Eukaryota, Metazoa, Arthropoda, Insecta, Diptera, Muscidae. Gene Ontology annotation, molecular function: serine-type endopeptidase activity. Gene Ontology annotation, biological process: proteolysis.
AUGCAUAAAUUGUGGCUGCGAAACACGCUAUUUUGCCUUGCCAUGCUGGCAAACUACGGCCUUGUUGCAACCCAAGCCCUUAACAGGGAAAUGGAAAUGAGACGCCUACAAAAGCCACUUAGCUUAAAUGCCGUCGAUUACCUCACUCCUGCUGCUGCUGCUGCUGCUGGCAUUGAUGUGGAUUUCUCGCCCAAUGACCUGCCUUUGGACUUUAAUCAUGAUGGCCGCAUUAUUGGCGGCCAGGUGACAUCCAUUCUAAACUAUCCCUUUGUGGUGUCACUGCAGUAUCACAAGUCACACAUUUGCGGUGGCUCCAUAUUGACACCCAAUAUAAUUCUCACCGCUGCCCAUUGCAUCGAGAGUCCCCAGGAUGUUGCCUCCUUUUCGGUACGCGUUGGGUCAUCAUAUCACUUGGGCGGCGGUCAAGUGGUGGCUGUUCGUCAAAUCAUCAAACACCCUGCCUACAAUCUCAAUGACCUCGACUGUGAUGUGGCUUUGGUGAGGCUAAGCAAAAAUCUCACCUUUUCGCGUCUAGUAAGGCCCAUUGCAUUGCCAGAGUAUGGCGAUGAAAUUCCAGACAAACAGCCCCUGUUUGUCAGUGGCUGGGGUUUGACAUCCGAAACGGGUUCCGUCGUCUCCAUGCUCAAUCAUGUUGCUGUGAAUUUGAUGAAUCACAGCAUCUGUGAGGAGAGUUAUCGUUAUGUGGCAACAAUUACGGGACAAAUGUUUUGUGCUGGCCUGCCCGAAGGUGGAAAGGAUAGUUGCCAAGGUGAUUCGGGUGGACCAUUGGUGAGCUAUGCCAGUUCGCCACAAUAUGGCAUUGUCUCGUUUGGCGUGGGCUGCGCUCACAAGGGCUACCCAGGCGUUUAUACAAAUGUGGCGGCGCUGCGUCCAUGGAUAGAUGAAAGGAUAAAAGAAAUGACAGAUGCUAAUUAG